Molecule: messenger RNA, 1545 nt
Organism: Alligator sinensis (Chinese alligator)
Lineage: Eukaryota; Metazoa; Chordata; Crocodylia; Alligatoridae
Gene: HPGD
Product: 15-hydroxyprostaglandin dehydrogenase
Exons: 8
Coding region: 1-759 (252 amino acids)
Cellular component (GO): cytoplasm
Molecular function (GO): oxidoreductase activity, acting on the CH-OH group of donors, NAD or NADP as acceptor
Source: RefSeq, a predicted model, not a curated record
AUGGAAGAUCGGAUUCGCGAUGUCUUGCGCCUUGAGCCUCGUUCCAAUAUUACGGUAGCGCUGGUGGAUCGCAACGGAGAGGCAGGGGAGGAGAGCAAAGCCUCCCUGGACGAGCAGUUUGAGCCUCAGAGGACUCUGUUCAUUCAGUGCGAUGUGGCGGAUCAGGAACAGCUGAAAGGAGCUUUCAAUAAAGCAGUUGAACAUUUUGGAAGGCUGGACAUUUUGGUUAAUAAUGCUGGAGUGAAUAAUGAAAAGGACUGGGAAAGCACUAUACACAUUAAUUUGACUUCCGUGAUUAGAGGAACGUACAUUGGCCUGGAGUACAUGAGAAAAGGAAAUGGAGGUGAUGGAGGUGUAAUUAUUAAUAUAUCAUCUAUGGCAGGACUCAUGCCUGCUACACACCAACCAGUGUACUGCGCUACAAAGCAUGGCAUAAUUGGAUUCACUCGGUCAAUGGCAAUGGCUGCUGAAAUGAAAAAUUAUGGAGUGCGUCUAAACACGAUUUGUCCAGGUUUUGUUAACACACCAAUUCUUCAGUCAAUUGAUAAAGAAGAGAAUAUGGGGCAAUAUUAUGCAUACAAGGAUGAGAUCAAAGACAUGAUGAAAUUCUAUGGUGUGAUGGACCCAUCGCUAAUUGCCAAGGGACUGAUAAUGCUUAUUGAAGAUGAAACUUUAAAUGGAGAGGUGAUGAAGAUUACAGUUUCCCAGGGGAUCCAUUUUCAAAAAUACAACACACUUCCUUUUACAUCAACACAAUAGAGCUAAUCCUCUGAUCUUUGCUUUAAUGUAAAUAUGAUUUAAAGAAUAAAACUGUUUCUUUGAAAAAAUACGAAUGUAGUUCAUAUCCAACCAGUGAUGUGAUUUGAACACUCCCAUGCAAAUAAUAAUGCAAUUAGGAGAAAAUGUUGUAUUGUAACAUGUUAACCUCUUACUUUGAUUCAAAGUGCUGCUGAUGGUAUUGUGUCUUUGAUAAAAUAAGCUCAAUGUAUAAAAUAUUUGUGUUGAUUCAGUAAUGGGGAGACAAAUUCUGUCCAUUUGUAAUUAUAUGUAAUUAUCUCCAACCUGCAUAUUGCACAUGAAUGUUAAGUUUAUUUAGAGAUGCUUGAGAUAAUCAGUAUACUUGCCUUUAUUGUAAUAUAUGUGUAGCUAUUGUCAUACUUUGUCAUUGUCUUUGUAACAGCACACUUCAUUUCAGGGAUUGUUUUACUAAAGGACACAAAUAUAGUCAUAAGGAAGCAAUGCUUUCUUCCUUGUUUGAACAAACAAGUCUCAAGAGAACAAAUUUUGCUCCAAUUUUCCCCAUAUACCCAUAUUCUUGCACUUGGUUUAAAGCAACGUGGGUUUUGCUCUUUGGAUUCCAGUUAUACAUAAAACAGUCUAAAAGGCAUUUUGUUUUAUAUAUAUGUAAACAGUCUCUGUACAUAUAUGAAUGAAUAUUUUCUUACUUUGUUACCAAAGAGUGCUGGAAAUAUUUGAAUUUUCUCUUAGGUCAUCUCUAAUUUGUAUAAUGCUACUCUCCAUUCUUAAUUAAAACCUCAAUUAAAA